This is a messenger RNA of Catharus ustulatus (Swainson's thrush), 2983 nucleotides long. RefSeq names its product ubiquitin domain-containing protein TINCR-like. Gene Ontology annotation, molecular function: protein binding. The transcript has a single exon. The record is from RefSeq and is a predicted model, not a curated record. NCBI's taxonomy places the organism in Eukaryota, Metazoa, Chordata, Aves, Passeriformes, Turdidae. The coding region runs from base 2163 to 2645 and encodes 160 amino acids.
CUUCUCCUUAUCCUGCUUUCAUAGGCUGGGAUAUCAUCCCUUUUCAUAAAAUGAAGGUCCCAAUGUGGGCAGAUGGGGGUACAUGAGGAAAGUUCGCAACCGCAUCAUAGGCAAAGAAAUAAAAAUAAUAGCUGCUUUCUUCCUGCCACCAUCCCCGCUUUCUCUAUAAUGAUUUGCAUCUGAGCCUUGAUGGGAAAGAGCUGUCCUAAAAAUAAACAGGAUCUGUCUGAAAGGUGUCUGGGGGAGGUAUUUGGCAACUGUCAGGCUGUCACGUAUGCUAGAAGGAUGGAGCUGAUGGACUUGCUGACACCAGACAGCCUCUGCUGAAAUGAGAAUGCCUUAUGCUCUCCUUGGCACUCACUGGGCAAAUCCUGUUGGCCAGAGCUCUCAGACCACGGUGUGUCUGGGGCCCGUUCCAGCUCUGGCUGCCGUCAAUGAGAGUCUGCCCUUGGAUGGCUCUGGGAAUUGGAUCAGACCCUUUCUGUACCCCUGAGACUCUGGCUUUACACCAGGGAUGAAGUUUGGCUCCCUACGAGAAUGUCACCCCAAUACAGAAGGAAUCACCAGGCCCUGGGCUUGAGUGUUUUUGCAGAUCUCUGAAAAUGAGAACCCUUGCUGAGGUACCUGAAUAUGGGGACCAGAGCCUGACUUUUGCCUUUUCUUGGUUAUAACAGCUUUAUCUCUCAGCUUCUCCAUCUCUAAUAGGGGUAGUGUUGUUCUGUCUUCAAGGUUAUUGGCAUUUUUGUAGAUCCAGGCAUCCUUAAAUGCUCCCAGAUCAUGACUGUGCUAAACGAAGUUCCUGUUUCCCACAAGGUGCUUAAUGAACACGUGUUGCACCAUCCUGCAGUCAUGGGGUGAGUUAACAAAAACAUGAAGGCAUGAGAUGACUCAUCUCAAGCCUUUGCAGCAACUCAGUGGCAGAACCAGGACCCAAGAAUCCCAAACCCCACCAAAACAAUCAUAUCAUUGGAGUCACCCAAGUUGAAAAGAAAAUGUUGCAAGUGGAAGCUUUAGUUCUCAACUGCCCACUGCCUGUGGUGUAAAUGAAGAUAUUUGCUGCUGUUCUUGGCAGACAUAAUGUGCUGGGGAGGGAAAAGGCAGGUGUGGAAGAAAGGUGGAAACCUCCUUGUUCCCCUAUGGGAGAGUGGACACUUCUCUUAUUCUCAAUGGGAGCUGACUGCUGCCUUAUCUGAAAAUCAGACUGUUUUGUUAUCUGCUAGGCAAGAACAGCUCCUUUUUAUUGAAGAGCAGACCCUGAACUCAACUGUCUUGCAGUGCUUUGGUCUGAAAAUACUGGUCUAUGUUGGGGAGAAUGGACAAGGGAAUUAAUGCCUGUAAUGUGGGCUGCAGAAAAGUUACCUACAAGAUAAGAGGGUGACUUGAUCUUUUUGAGAAAAAGAGAAAAAAAGGCUUCCUUAUCUUCAUGGUGUUUGCUCUGAAGUAUCAUCUUGUGACUGCCUGAGUCUGCCUUGCAGGAUCAGUCAAUUACAGCCUGUGGCUGACAUCAACUCCCUCCUUUCAGAGGUGGCAUUGUAUUUCCCAAAGUACGGCUGGUUCCUCUCUGUGCCACCUGUUUGCCUGCUGUGCCUGCAGCCCUGCGCUGCUGAUCCCACUCACGAGUUGCACAGGAUGCAAUCAGCCCUGCAAUUAGACAGCGAAGCAGAGGGAGAGGAAUUUGGGUGGAUGAGCCAUCGAGGAGCUCUCGUGAGUCAGUAUCAGAUAUCUGAGGGUACGAUGAGGAGUGAAUGAGUCCUACCCCUUCCGGAGGAUCCCAGAUUGUUUGUGAGCUGUGUGGAUCUCCUGAGGGAAUCUGCACUGCGAUGAUCAGAGGUGUUCACACAGCCAGGCUCUGGCUCAUCAGGGUGCUGUGGCUCUCCUCUGAGAGGAAUUUGUCACUGUGCAGCUGUACUUUUCUUCAUUAAAUCGGCCAUGUUAAAUAGCUGUGAGGUUGUUAGAUGCCUGCUUAGCUAACUGAUCUUCUCCCCAGCUGGCAGCUUUUUAGAGCAGGAGACAGGAGGUUGCUAAGCCCAUUCAUUUCUCACAUGCACCCACAUUUCUAAUGCCUGUGGAGAUCCAGCUUUAAAAGUCCUCUUCAAGCCACUGGAAUGAAGAGUACUUGGUGAAGACACUGUAAUUAUUAUGGGAUUUAGGGGUGUGUGGAAAUGAUUCAUGGAGCUGUUUCCCAGCCAGCAGGCUCAUGGAGCCCGGUGAGCUCUUCCCUGGAAUGUGAAGCAUGCAGCGUGGCAACUGGGAGAAACAGGUUUGGCAGGACGUUCGAAGCUGUUUGCAGCAGACAGCCUCUUCAGAGCCACAUCCCUGCUCGGCCGAUCUGGCAGCUGGAUGCUGUGCUCUGCCACAGCGGCCCUGCUGAGCCGGAGAGGAUGGACACGCUGCGCAGGAGCCUCUCCCGGUGGAAGAGGUACCACAUCAAGGUGCACCUGGCUGAUGAGGACCUGAUGAUGCCCCUGACGGUCAGGCCCAGGGACACGGUGAUGGACCUGCGGGCUCUCCUGGUACGGGAGGGCAUCACGUCCUGGAAGAAGACGUUUUAUUACAACUCCAGGCAGCUCGAGGAGCACGAGACUCUCAAAGAAGCCAAUAUCCAGAAUGGUUCUGUCCUCCUCCUUGUCAGCAAUAAAAGGUAGGCAAGGAGCUUGUCUGCCCGGGGGGACAGUGCUCGCUGUGUCUCAGCCCCUUGGGACACUUUCUUGUCGGGGUUUGCAGAAUGCAGACCAGGAACUCAAAUCCUGCCAAUUUCCAGCAGGACUGGGACUCCAGGCUCUUCAUAUCCAGACAUGCUGUGCUGUGAAAUAGGCAGAUCAGAGGAGGAAAUUCUGCUUGCUGCUUUGUGUCCUGUCUCUGGUCAGGUCUCAUUUUCCUGGGUAUGUGGCCAAGCACAGAGGGAGAGACAUUACAGGAAAAAGGGCAGGGGAGAUUGUGUGACCUGGGAGAGUGUCCUGGGAACCUCUCACUUUUCUUUCUC